Abrus precatorius (Indian licorice) is the source of this 864-nucleotide messenger RNA. RefSeq lists its product as uncharacterized. The coding region runs from base 1 to 864 and encodes 287 amino acids. The record is from RefSeq and is a predicted model, not a curated record. The transcript has a single exon. Lineage: Eukaryota; Viridiplantae; Streptophyta; Magnoliopsida; Fabales; Fabaceae.
AUGAGGUGUAAGAAACACUUACCGGACCUCACCAGCACCAUCGGCGUUUGCGCCUCUUGCCUACGUGAGCGCCUCCUUCCUCUCGUCGCGGCCCAGGCCCAGGCCCAACCACCCCGUUUCCCUGGUUCCGAUGCCGAUCGUCACCGUCACAAAAAGCCCCAACCCAACCCUCCGCCGCUCAAUUUCCCGCGCUCGGUUUCGCCGUACGUUUCUCGCCGGAAAUCCGAUUGUGACCGCCGCCGGGAGAAAUUGUUUUACCACACGCCGCAGGUUGACGCCGCCGCGUGCGGAGGCGGAACGGCGUCGUCGAAGAGGAAGCUUGGAGGAAGAUUCUGGAUCAUCUCGAACCUGUUCCGAGCCAGAUCGAACAAAAUGGAAACCUCGUCUCGCGAAUCGUGCGAGGAACCGACUUCGUCGGUGUCUCCUCCGUCAACGACGUCGUGGUUCUCCACAAUCCUCCCGGCGCGUCGCCACAACCACGGCGCGAAUGAUCGGAGGCGGUGCCGGCAAAUGGAUCGAGGGUUAUCGCCGGCAGUGACGGAGAAUUUUACCGACGAGCUCGACGGACGCGAUCGAUCUGCUUCGGGAUGUUCGUCGGAAUCUUCGCCGGGGAAGCAAAAUCAGACGGCGGCGGAGACGGCGGCUCGGCGAUCGCGGUUAGGUCCCGCCGGAAAAGGCUUAACGAGCAUGGCCUUCUGCUUGAGUCCGUUGGUCCGGGCGAGUCCGAACCGGCAUUGGAGCCAUAAGGGAUUGGCCCAGGAAAUAGGUGUGGGUGGGCCCCACCAUAUAUCCACUGCGGCGUCGUUUUGCCCAAACCGGUCUCGGAAGCUUGCUGAUUUCGGAAGGCUCAGUCACAACCGUUGA